Messenger RNA from Cololabis saira (Pacific saury), 5597 nucleotides. RefSeq names its product myosin IB (gene myo1b). Gene Ontology annotation, cellular component: plasma membrane; cytoplasm; brush border. The record is from RefSeq and is a predicted model, not a curated record. The transcript is spliced from 32 exons. The coding region runs from base 270 to 3770 and encodes 1166 amino acids. Gene Ontology annotation, biological process: vesicle transport along actin filament; actin filament organization. Gene Ontology annotation, molecular function: actin filament binding; microfilament motor activity; ATP binding. Lineage: Eukaryota; Metazoa; Chordata; Actinopteri; Beloniformes; Belonidae.
CCCCGUCCCAGCUCCCCGUCCCAGCCCCAGCCCCAGCUCCAGCUCCAGCCCCAGCUCCCUGCAGCUCAGAUCCAGCAGGAGCUCCAUUCAGCGUGCUGAGCUGUGGAUCAGAGUGUGGUCCAGCCUGCUCCUCCUAAAGCAGCCGGGACAGACAGGGGAGCCGCUCCAGCCCGGGACACUCACCCUCGCUUCACACUUUUGUCCACAGAGGAUUUAGGAGGUGAAAGAACAGCUACUUUAAAGAGGGGGGGCUGACACCUGCAGCCAAGAUGGAGGUGAAAACAUCACUUUUGGACAACAUGAUUGGGGUUGGUGAUAUGGUCCUCCUAGAGCCCCUGUCUGAAGAUUCAUUUCUGGAGAACCUGAAGAACCGCUUUGACCACAAUGAGAUCUACACAUAUAUUGGCAGUGUGGUGAUUUCCAUGAACCCAUACAGGUCCCUGCCCAUCUACACGCCAGACAAAGUGGAGGAGUAUCGUAACAGGAACUUCUACGAACUUAGUCCCCAUGUUUAUGCUUUGGCAGAUGAGGCCUAUCGCUCACUGAGGGACCAAGACAAGGACCAAUGCAUCCUCAUCACAGGGGAGAGUGGAGCUGGGAAAACUGAGGCCAGUAAGCUGGUGAUGUCAUAUGUAGCAGCGGUGUGUGGGAAGGGCCAGGAGGUGAAUAAGGUCAAGGAACAGCUGUUGCAGUCCAAUCCUGUGCUGGAGGCAUUUGGAAAUGCCAAAACGGUUCGGAAUGACAACUCUUCCAGAUUUGGAAAGUACAUGGACAUUGAGUUUGACUUCAAAGGAGAUCCCCUGGGUGGAGUCGUCAGCAACUAUCUGCUGGAGAAGUCGCGUGUGGUGAAACAGCCGAGAGGAGAGAGGAACUUCCACAUCUUUUAUCAGCUCCUGUCUGGCGCCUCAGACGACACACUCAAAAAGCUGAAGCUGGAUCGGGAUUUCAGCAAAUACAACUACCUGAGCCUGGAUUCAGCUGCGGUCAGUGGGCUGGAUGAUGCGGCCAAUUUCAGGACAGUCAGAAAUGCCAUGCAGAUCGUGGGUUUCAUGACAGAUGAGGUCCAGUCAGUGCUGGAGCUGGUAGCAGCCGUGUUGAAACUUGGCAACAUUGAGUUCAAACCAGAGUCGCGCUGCAACGGCAUGGACGAGAGCCGAGUCAAAGACAAAAACGACUUGAAAGAGAUGUGUGAGCUUCUGGGCAUCGAACAGGCGGUGCUGGAGCGAGCCUUCAGCUACCGUACAGUAGAAGCUAAGAUGGAGAAGGUCUCUACCACGCUGAAUGUGUCCCAGGCCUACUAUGCGAGAGAUGCUCUUGCCAAAAACCUCUACAGUCGCCUGUUCAGCUGGCUGGUCACCAGGAUCAAUGAAAGCAUAAGAGCCGGGACAAAGGCUCGCCACAAGGUUAUGGGCGUACUGGACAUCUAUGGCUUUGAGAUAUUUGAGGACAACAGCUUUGAGCAGUUUAUCAUCAACUACUGCAACGAAAAGCUGCAGCAGAUCUUCAUCGAGCUGACGCUGCGAGAGGAGCAGGAGGAGUAUGUCAGAGAGGGCAUCGAGUGGACCAAUAUUGAAUACUUCAACAAUGCUGUUAUCUGCGACCUCAUUGAGAAUAACCAAAAUGGCAUCUUGGCCAUGUUGGAUGAGGAGUGCCUGAGGCCCGGGACAGUCACUGAUGAGACAUUCCUGGACAAGCUGAACACUGUCUGUGCUGAACAUCAGCACUUUGAGAGUCGCCUGAGCAAGAAUUCAAAGUUCCUCAACGACCACAGCCUGCCACACACCUGCUUCCGCAUCCAGCAUUACGCUGGCAAGGUGCUGUACCGUGCCGAAGGCUUCGUUGACAAGAACAAUGACCUGUUGUACCGGGACCUAUCACAGGCCAUGUACAAGGCCAACCACAGCCUCAUCAAGCAGCUGUUCCCUGAAGGCAGUCCCAGCAAAGUCAACCUGAAGAGACCACCAACUGCUGGAUUCCAGUUUAAAGCAUCUGUUGGUACACUGAUGAGGAAUCUGCAGACCAAGAACCCAAACUACAUACGGUGUGUCAAGCCCAAUGACAAGAAGGCAGCCCACAUCUUCACUGAGUCUCUGGUCCGCCACCAGGUGCACUACCUUGGCCUGAUGGAGAAUGUUCGCGUUAGGAGAGCAGGCUAUGCCUUCCGACAGCCCUAUGAGCCCUGCCUUGAACGCUACAAAAUGCUCUGCAAAAAGACCUGGCCACACUGGAGGGGCCCUGCCAGGGAAGGUGUGGAGGUGCUGAUGGAAGACCUCCAGGUUCCAGCAGAGGAGUUUUCUUAUGGCCGGUCAAAGAUCUUCAUCAGGAACCCAAGAACGCUCUUUUUCCUGGAGGAGAGGAGGAGACAAUGUCUGCAAGACCUCGCCACCCUCAUUCAGAAGAUCUACAGAGGCUGGAAGUGCCGCAGCCACUUCCUGCUGCUGAAAAAGAGCCAGAUAGUGGUGGCAGCGUGGUACCGUCGAUACGCGCAACAAAAGAAGUACCAAAAGAUCAAGAGUGCCACAACUGUGGUGCAGUCCUAUACCAGAGGGUGGCAGGCCCGCAAACUGCUGAGGGAGCUGAAAUAUCAGAAGAGAUGUGAAGAGGCGGUGACCACCAUCGCAGCCUACUGGCAUGGUACACAGGCUCGGAUGGAGCUGAGACGUCUAAAACAAGAUGUGCGGAAUAAACAUGCUGUGACAGUAAUUUGGGCAUUCUGGCAGGGAACCAAGGCUCGGAGGGAGCUGCGUCAGCUGAAGGAGGCGGCGAGGAAUAAACAUGCCGUGUCGGUCAUUUGGGCCGGCUGGCAGGGCACCAAGGCUCGCAGGGAGCUCAGGAGACUGAAGGAAGAGGCCAGGCGUAAGCAUGCUGUUGCUGUGAUUUGGGCCUACUGGCAGGGACUCAAGGUCCGCAGAGAGUACAGAAAGUUCUUCAGGGCAAAUGCAGGCAAAAAGAUCUACGACUUCACCAUCCAGAGAAUUAUGCAGAAGUACUUCCUUGGUCUGAAGAGCAACAUGCCUUCCAUGUCUCCUACUGACAAGAACUGGCCUGACAGGCCUUAUCUCUUCCUGGAUGGAGUCCACACUGAGCUCCGGAGAAUAUUCCAUCACUGGAGGUGCAAGAAAUACAGGAGUCAGUUCACAGAGGAGAAGAAGGCGGUGUAUGAGGAGAAGCUAGAGGCAAGCGAGCUUUUCAAGGAUAAAAAGGCUCUCUACCCAAGCAGCGUGAGUCAGCCUUUCAAAGGAGACUAUCUGGAGAUAAGCAAAAACCCCAAAUAUCAGAAACUCAACAGCUCUGUGGAUGAGAAGGUUCUGCUGGCUGACGUGGUCAACAAGAUUAACAGGGCCAAUGGCAAGGGCUCAGCUCGGCUCUUCCUGCUAACUAAGAAGAGUGUCGUCCUGGCUGACCACAAGACGGGUCAGAUCAAGGCCAGCGUCCCUUUGCCAGAGCUCGCCAGUGUGUCGGUCAGCUCACAGACUGAUGGCUUCUUUGCUCUCAAACUCAAAGAGGGGUCUGCCUCAGCUGUCAAAGGAGACUUCUUACUCAGCAGUGAGCACCUGAUUGAAAUAAUCACCAAGCUUCACCGCAUCGGGGCCAAGGCUGCCGACAGGGAGCAGCUCAACCUUGACAUCUCAGAUGAGUUCCUGGUCCAGUUUAAGCAGGACAAGGUCUGUGUGAAAUUCAUCCAGGGGAGCCCCAAAAAUGGCAACAGUGCAAGCUGCAAGCGCAAAAACAACCGCCUGUUGGAGGUGUCUGUACCCACAUCACCGUAAUGUGAUUCUUCCUCUCUGUUCCUGCUGCUUAUGGCUGCUCAGUGUGGAGGGUGACAUACACCACACUCCAAAACCCUGGUCUUGAAAAUUGCCAUACUGGUGUGCACUCUAAGCACAAAAUGUGCAGUUAUUUGGUUUGUUGUUUAGAUUCCCUUCACUUAUCAGAUUCACUAUGGCACCGCUUUAGCCAAAACUGUUUCACUUUUUUUAGGCAAAGAAAGCCCUAAUGUGGGUUGCAUGCCAAAGAAAUGUGGUGCAAAGUGCUGAAGUUGGUGAAUGAGACUCAUUUUCGUGGUAAUCCUAAUGAUUACUCUGCCUGUAUAGUAAAUGAGUUUCAGAGAAAAUCUGGCAGGAAUGUUUUGACAGGCUACUGCCUCAACUGGUCUAGACUCGUCUGCUUUUAAGCAGCUUCAGCACGAUGGCUUAAAGUUUGAGACGAACUAUGACACAUUUUGGCUUAACUUGUCAGAUUUUGUUGUCUGAGAAACUCAAAUGCUGCACUUGCUUUGACAACUUUUGUAACGAAAAAAGGAUGACCUGAAAACAAAAUUGAUUGUAAUUAUUUUUUUCUUUGACAAAAAGCACCAUAGUCAUUUGACUGAAAGCAGUCAUUUGUAGGAAAAUUGUUAAACAUUUAUAUUUAUGUGCCAUUGAAAGUCUCAAGAGUCGUGUCGGUGCACAAAUUCAAACUACAUAUUGAACCAAAUGUUUAAAUCAUCCCAUUCACUUAUGAUUGAUGCCAAAAAUAGGGAGCAAUGCAGCAAUCCAACUGUUUUGAUUGCACUUAACCUGUGAUCAAUCCCAUAUCCUCCAGUACAGAUUCCAAUAAACACCAGGAAUUAUUUCAUCUACAGAAAAAAUGUAAUCUGAACUAACAUCUAGGAUAUAAUGUCCAGAUUACUGUCAAAGGCAAUAGAAAGAAUACAUUAAACUUCAUUCUUGAUCAGAUUUACAACUGUCUGUUGAAGAGCAAAACCCAAAAAGUGAUGUUUUGUGUGCAAUAUUGUCUCAAUUAUUCUUUCUGGCAAGAUGGUGGUGAAUCCAUAGCAGUUGCACUUCCCGUGCCAUAAGCUGUACAUAAGCUAUGUAUGCUGUAGCCAUGACUUGGACAAAACUGUAUUAGGUGUGCUUUUGAAAUUGCUUUCUUUUCCACUUCAGCUUGAGAUAUUGUCAUGCUUCACCCAUUCUGACCUAAUGUGUACUUUUUUUCAAAGCAAAAGACCAAAUAAUGAGCACACAUGACUUGAGAUUCCCAUCAGAGGAAACUGACCAGUUUCAGCUUUAACACUUGUUUAAGUCUGGUAUUCAUGUAUAGAUGCACGAGCUGAACUUGAGCAUUCAAGAAAAGAGCUACAUUUUCAUGCAUGUUGACUACGAUCUAUACUUGGAUGCAAGUUUCCUCAGGUGGCUGUGAGAAGGAACAACCUAAUCAAACUUGUUCAAGUCAUGGUCUGCAGAUUUGGGUAUCCUGGUGUGUAAGUUGUACUUAAAAAAAAAUAAAUUAAUUAAUAAAAAUGUAAGGUGCGCGCGAUGGAGGGAAAUCAGUCAUUCUGUGCAUGGGAACAGUUUGGGCUGAACAGCAGUUUUGACUCUUCUUGUUCGGCUCCCCUGUUUUUUAGUGCAGUUUCGCUUGGGAAACAUCUUCCUCAUUCUUUCUCCUCUGUUUUUGUAUUUGAACAAUGGCUAGAACUACAAAAAUGUCUGCUUUCUUGUGUGCCUGAUGUUAACCUGUGCUUAAAGACGGAACAUGGAAAUGUUUUAGUAGAACUCAAUGUAACAUUUACAAGUAUUCUUUUUUUAAAUUAAAUAAAAAAAAUAAAUGUUAUC